Messenger RNA from Xyrauchen texanus (razorback sucker), 6234 nucleotides. Its product is annotated as docking protein 6-like. Bases 120 to 1682 code for a protein of 520 amino acids. The transcript has 6 exons. NCBI's taxonomy places the organism in Eukaryota, Metazoa, Chordata, Actinopteri, Cypriniformes, Catostomidae. Gene Ontology annotation, biological process: cell surface receptor protein tyrosine kinase signaling pathway; positive regulation of MAPK cascade. Gene Ontology annotation, cellular component: cytoplasm. The record is from RefSeq and is a predicted model, not a curated record.
CUGACUUCUCCAAGACUGAAUUACACUUCAUGUGAGACAGGAAGUAAGAUUGACAAAUCACUUAAGUGAAAGGGUGGGAUAUACGUAGAUAAAACUAAGUAAAAUCCUGCUGAAGAAUCAUGGAGGAGGACAUCAGAAGAAAAGGGGUGCUUUACAUUCACCAGCAACGCUUUGGCAAGAGAUGGAGAAAGGUGUGGUGUGUGGUGGUGGCAGAAGGCUGGCGCAGUGUGGCACGAUUGGAGCUGUACGAGCACAAACAUAUGUCCUUAAAGGAGGGCUCCAGCAAACGCAAACCCGACAAACGAGUGAUCAGACUGAGAGAAUGCAUACGGAUAUCAGAAAACAACAUGGCUGACUGCCCCAAAGACUGUGCCACCUUUCUUAUGGAAACAUCGGAGAAACUUUAUGUGUUUGCUGCCCAAAAUUCAGAGGUGAAAGGCUGGAUCACAAGCCUGUGUGAGCAGGCAUUCCCAGACGUGCAGUCUGAUCAAAAAUUAACAAGACAGAAUAAUAUCUACCCUGAAUCUGCGAGCAGUUACCAGUCCAUGGAGAUGCAGGAAAACUCUCUCUAUGAAACAGCAGAGAUCGUUCGAGAUUAUCUGGUCAUAGCUGUGGGUACAGAGGCUGCGCUUCGGUGUAAUCUGUAUGGGGAAUAUAUCCUUACUCCACAGUCUGAUUGCUUACUCCUGAAGCACUGUAAAACUAAGGAGGUGCUUUUCAAAUGGCCAUACUGCUACAUCAGAAAGUUUGGACAAGAUGCGCUGUCUUUCUCUUUUGAGGCGGGUCGCAGAUGUGAGUCCGGGGAGGGGAAUUUUGAGUUUGCAACCCAUCAAGGUGAAAGGCUGUUCACUGUUGUCUGUGCAGCCAUCCAAAAUGUACCCAGAUCCUCCACAGCACAGCACAGCCGCCUUAGCCGUGUAGAUCAAAGUAUAGUCCAAGAAACUAUGGCAACAGAUGAAACAUAUGACAACACCACAGUCGCCCUAAGUCUUAAACAAUCUGACUGUUUACCUGUGGGCGAUAUGCAGAGAGCAGUUCAGAAACAGCGUUCACCGAUGCUCAACCCCACUUUGAGGAGCUUUUCUUUGAAUGCAACAGAGCUACAAUGCAAAAGUCAAGUGACAAGCAUCAAUAACAACCUUGAGAAUCAAGAACCAGUAUAUGCCAUAGUGUCAAAAGCUCAGCCAAAUCCUACUUCCUCUAAAAUGCACUGGCAAAACUUGAGAAAAGCUAUCCAUGAGACUGCAUCUUUUCGAGACUCUUUCAAGGCUGACUCUGACAUUUCACAGUCAUCUGCUCUUGCGUCCUUUCAUGAAGGGGGAUCACAUGAAGAGACAGUGACCGAAGAAGAUCUGACUGAUUUGUUGGGUGAUUCCAUCCAGCAAUUAGCAAUUAACGAUACAUUAAAAAACAUCAGUGCAGAAGCAAUUUACGCAGAGCCACAGGACUACCAGUUCAAAGCUGAGUGGGAUUUCAGCGCUGUUUACGAUGAACCAAAGGAGAUCAUCAUUGCCAAUCAAAGAGCUCACGAUGGGGCGGACCACACAGCUGAACAUGACUUUUUCUACAGUCCUGACACUGACCCUUCACAUGCCAUGGGGGCCCAAUCCAAUCCCAAUCAAAGUUCAGUUGAGACAUUUUCAACUCAUGACAACUUUAAGUUAAAGGGGAGGAGAAUAUAACAUAACGUGAUCAUUUCUUUAAAAUCAAAACUAAGGGGUAAUUUGCUACUAAUAAAUUGAUUGAUAAUUUAAUUGAUACCAUGGUUAAUUCUACUUGGUCUCAGAGAAUCAUGCUACUAUAACUAUGUUUUUGCAAAAUUACUUUCACGUGGCUCGUUGUACAUAGAGCAACAGUUUUCUGGUGAAAUAAACACUAGUUCACUUUCACACAAAUCAUGGAAAUCAUGGCAGAAUAUCAGUUUAUAAACACUUUUCAGUCUGCUCCUCACAAGAUGCUAUCUUAUCGCAUCUAAUCACUUUUACUAUAGCGCAUGAGUUGUAAGGCAAUACAUUUGAACAUUUGCAUUACAUAAACUACAUAUACAAGCUUGUUCAGUUGUGCCUGAUGGAGUGUUGCACUUGCAAUGCAAAAGAUAGUGAUUCUUAAGAGUCCUAAAGAACGCAUGAGUCAACAUGUGAGCCAAAAGUGACAAGGUUGCUUCAGCAAUUGCAUUCUUCAUAUCACACUUGCUUUUAUGACACCGUUGAUUAGAUUUAGGUUUAAGGUUUAGGGUAGGAAGUUUGGUUCCCCAUCUGGGGGACUUUUUGAAGGCCUCAGUUACCUCUGAACUUGAGAAAAGGCCAAUGAGAAAUUGGCAGACAGAAUUUGCAUGUCCCUUCCAUGGAUAUACAAGUAUAAAAGGAGGGAAUCAUGCGUCUGUCCAUUCAGAUUUUCUUCUUCGGAGCCGAGUGGUUGUGCGAUUAGCGAGCUGAGAUCACUUACUUUUCCACUCACCUCUGCAGAGCUUACGCUGUUGGAUCCUAUGGUGCAUAUCAGUGGCUUUCUCCUUCUCUGCACGGCAGUGCAGCUUGCUCCUGGGCGCUUUGACAGCGCUGCUAAAAGAGAAUAUUUGUAAAAUAGUUUAUUUUCUCUAAAAGAGCAAAUACACGGCUGACGUAGCAUGUCCUUUUCAGGACGCAUUUUUAUAAAGAUGCCCUUCCACCCCUGUGUAGUUCCUGAAUGCGGUCGAUUUCUCUCCGUUCCUUAUGGUCACAGGCGCUGCCUCUUGUGUCUUGGCAGCAAUCACACGCAUGUUCUCACUGCGAGAACCUCACCAUGGCAACUUUGCGGUCGUGGCUUUCCUUCUUACAGAGGAACUUCACUCCAGCCACCCCCCGCAUCGCUCAUUCUUCGCACGGGAUUGAGGAUGACCCGGCUGGCGAUGGAGGCGAUUUGGGGAUGGCAGCAGGCUCGGUUUUGACAGGUAGAUCCCCACGAACCACCCGUCCCCUGGCACGCUCGUUGACUUCAGUCCAAGCUUGAGGUGAGAGCGGAUCGCCUCACAGCCAGUCUGGUUACUCCCUCGUGCCCCCCGAGCUGGAUGAUGAGUUUGCCGCUGCAUCCGUCGUCUGACGUGGAAUACUCGACUGGACUGCCACCUUCGGGUCGGCAUGCCCAGUCUGAGGCUGACACCCAAAUGGCCAACAUGCUUGCUUGGGCCGCUGUCAGCUUGGGGCUGGACUGGAACUGUCCUCCCCAUAGCCUUCACAGCUAGACGACUGGUUCCUCGUGUCUGGGCACCACACACAGCCACGAGCCUCCCCGCCCCUCCCUUGUUCCUUUCUACCCGGAGAUGCAUGGUGAGCUGAUGAGGUCAUGGAGGGCACGUUUCACUGCCCACAACCGACCUCCUCACUCAUCCACUCUCACUACCCUCGACAGCGGGGCGGCCCACAUGUACUCGGAGGUCCCCCAGUUCUCACUUCCUAAUCUGUCGCGCUGGUUGGCCAGGACCAUCUGACUCGGCUACGUGAUUCAGUUCACCAGGCCUCUGCCUCCUUUCGGCAGCGUCUGCUUUACCUCGGUGCACAGCGAAGACGCCAACACCCUGCGUGCAGAGAUCGCGACCCUUUUACUCAAAGAUGCGAUAGAGCCUGUCCCUCCAGCCGAGUUGAAGAAGGGUUUCUACAGCCCUUACUUCAUCGUUCCCAAGAAAGGUGGCGGCUUACAACCGAUAUUGUACUUGCGAGUUUUCAACCGGGCCUUACACAAACUUCCGUUCAAAAUGCUCACGCAAAGACACAUUCUAACUCGCAUCCGGGAUCAAGAUUGGUUCGCAGUGGUAGACCUGAAGGAUGCGUACUUCCAUGUCUCUAUCUUGCCUCGACACCGACCCUUCCUACGGUUCACGUUCGACAUCCAGACGUAUCAGUACAAAGUCCUCCCCUUCGACAUGUCCCUGUACCCUUGCGUCUUCACGAAGGUUGCAGAGGAAGAACUUGCCCCGCUAAGGGAAGGUGGCAUUCACAUACUCAAUUACCUCGACUACUGGCUCAUCCUAGCCCACUCUCGAGAGUCACUAUGCGCCACAGGGACCAGGUGCUAAGGCACCUCAGCCGUCCAGGGCUUCAGGUCAACAGGGAAAAGAGCAAGCUUACCCCGAUUCAGAGUAUCUCUUUUCUUGGCAUGGAGUUUUAUUCAGUCUGAAUGACAGCGCGCCUCACCAAUGAGUCGGUGCUGAAAUGCCUCACCUUAUUCAAGCCAGACACAGCGGUCCCUCCAAAACAAUUCCAGAGGCUCCUGGGGCAUAUGGCAUCCUCCGCGGCGAUUGCACUACUGGGGUUGAUGCAUAUGAGAUUCAAGCUUCAGACUCGAGUCCUGAGAUGGGCAUGGCGCUGCGGCACGUACCGUGUGUUCCUUACCCCCAACUGCCACCAGAUUUCAACCCCUGGAUAGACCACUGUUUUCUGCGGACAGGAGUCCCCACACGUUCUGGUCAUCACAGAUGCCUCCAAACAGGGUUGGGGUACCGUAAGCAAUGAGCACACAGCCGCCGGCACCUGGACGGGGCCCCGGCUGGGUUGGCACAUCAACUGCCUAGAGUUGCUGGCUGUAAUCCUUGCCCUGCGGAGGUUUCUCCCACUAAUACGGGGCAAGCAUGUCUUGAUCCGAUCAGACAGCACCGCUACGAUAGCGUACAUAAAUCGCCAAGGCGUCGUGCGCUCUCGUUAUAUGUCAUAACUCGCCCGCCAUCUCCUCCUUUGGAGCCAGCAGCAACUGAGGUCGUUGCACGGCACUCAACCUCAACACGGCAGUGGACACACUGUUGCGACAAGGUAUGCUCAGUGGAGAGUGGAGGCUCCACACCCAGACGGACCAGCUGAUUUGGGAGCGGUUUGACAAAGCACAAAUAGACCUGUUCACUUCCUAAGAGACCUCCCAUUGCCUGCUAUGGUACUCCCUAGUGGAGUCUCCCCUCAGGACAGACGUGCUGGCACAGAGCUGACCCCAGGGGCCGCGGCUGUGUGCUCAUUGCUCACGGUACCCCGACCCUGUUUGGAGGCAUCUGCUAUGGCCUUAUUCUCGGCUCCUCAGUGCAAAACCUGAAUGGACAGACACAUAAUUCCCUCCUUUUAUACCGGUAUGUCCAGGGAGGGACAUGCAAAUUCUGUCUGCCAAUGUCUCAUUGGCCUUAUCUCAAGUUCAGAGGUAACCAAGACCUUCAAGAAGUCCCCUAGUGUCGCUUCACUCGACACAAUGUCUCAUUCCUUCCAUUGGGGAACGGAGGUUACAACAGUAACCUAGACGUUUUGAUGACUGGUUAUUGUGCUCUUUUACAUAAUUUUAUCAUCAUCUGAAAAAUAACUGCAGCCAUGAUUGUUAAAAAAUAUACACAUACAAAUUAUUCAGGGCACUGCAAUAUUUCAGCACAUUUAUCACCUGUUUAAACUGUAUUGCUAGUAGUGAGAUAAUAAGACGAAAUUUUUGGUGCUAAAAUAUUGCACACUAAAUUGACGCAAAUGUUUAGUGAAAAAACAACAGAAGCUCUUCUGCCAUUUCAUCUAUCAUGCCUUUCCCUUCAACAGCUCUUCCAGGAAAUCUUUGAUUGCUAGCCUGAGAAAUAUUGAAGAAAUCUGCUUGGCUGUAAUGGAACAGUAAUUAUUACAGUUAGUGGUACAUGCAUUGGUGGCAGUUGGGACUGGAGGGGAUCUUUCUCUCACAGACUGAUUUAAUUAACAGUGCAAGGGGACCAGCAGCUUGAAGCUGAUUGGGAUCCCGACCUGCCUGAGAAUGAAGAUGUCACAGCGUCCCAUUCGUCUCUCAGUCAUUCUCUCAGCAGAGACAGACACCUACUGUACCGGACCAGUGCACAAUGGUGUGGUGUGGAGAGCCUUAGUUUAAUUAAUUUUAUACUUAAAAAGUUUGUUUUCAUUUAAUCAGAGGAUGAUUAAUAUAAGUAAUCGUACAAAUUUUAAGUAGUAGUCAUAUUUUACUAAAUUAUGUAUUGAAAUCGAAUUAACAUGUUAUUGAGAACCAUUCCCAAUCUCUGAUGAUACCUAAGCAAUAAAGAGAUCAGCUGGUUAGCCUGUCCUGUUAGUCCCUACUGGCAAAUUAUGUAACUGUACCAUUAUGCUGCCCCCCAAAAAAGCCUGUUUUUCUUUUGUCAGCCAUUCAAAAUUAACCUGAUGAAAUAUUUUUUUUUUUCAAGCAUCAUAUUUAUCGCAAAUAUUUCAUUAUAUUAUAAUAGAUGUUAUACCAGUGCCUGAUUGUUUUAUCUUCAUAUUUGUAUUA